AUGGCAGGGACGAUCAGCGAGCAAUCGAGGUUCUCACAUGAGAUAACGGACUUGCUGAAGUGGUCCGAGAAGAGGCUGCAGAAGCUGUCCAUGAAAGAUUCAUCAGAGGAUUCAAAUGUCCAAAAGAAUGUCCAGGGUCAGGACGGUGUUGAUUUGGAAGUGAAUAUAAAUGGGACGAAGUCUACAUUUGAAGACGAUGAGUUUGAGGAUGUGGGUUUCACUAGGGUUCAGAUGUCAAAACUUAAGAAAAGCCAAGCAUUCACUAGAGAAAGGGAGAGAGAAAUUGAGCAGGUUAUUGAAUCAGUCAACGAACUUGCACUUUUUUUUUUGGAAUAA
This is a messenger RNA of Miscanthus lutarioriparius, 336 nucleotides long. NCBI's taxonomy places the organism in Eukaryota, Viridiplantae, Streptophyta, Magnoliopsida, Poales, Poaceae. The record is from the annotation of a GenBank genome assembly.